Leptinotarsa decemlineata (Colorado potato beetle) is the source of this 2744-nucleotide messenger RNA. RefSeq names its product CTD small phosphatase herzog (gene hzg). NCBI's taxonomy places the organism in Eukaryota, Metazoa, Arthropoda, Insecta, Coleoptera, Chrysomelidae. The record is from RefSeq and is a predicted model, not a curated record. Gene Ontology annotation, molecular function: RNA polymerase II CTD heptapeptide repeat phosphatase activity.
UGACAAGUGUCGGUAAUCAUAGUUUUCAUUCAGUGAUAUGUUGAUGUUGAUUGUUGUUAAAGUUCCAUGUUCUACUAGUUUUUGGAGGUACUGUAAGAAAAUUGGUGGCUGGUGGACUAUUGACUUUUUGAACAAUCACUUCCUAGUUACGCGUAAAAUAUAGUGAUUCAGUAAUGUGUCGUGAAACAUGAGGAGAUAAACAAAUGUUUAAAUGGAAGCAUCCUCCAUCAUUACUCAGGUGUCAAGGGACGACGAACAUCUGAACAGUUAUGCUACCGAAAAAGGUAUUUCAAUAAGAAUAAGAGUGGUUAAAGACGGGAAGCAAUUAAUUUCUGCAAAUAACGGAGAAGAAAUCUUGAACCUAUCGACAUUCCAGUCGAACCGUUCAACCAGCCUGAGGCCGAGCAACAGCAAAAGACCUCCAGCAGACUUCAUCGUACCAGUCGAAAUAGACGGUACGACACAUCAAGUAUACGUUCUGAAACGACCACAUGUAGACGAAUUCCUGAAACGUAUGGGCGAGCUGUACGAAUGCAUACUGUUCACAGCCUCGCUAGCAAAGUACGCUGAUCCUGUGGCAGAUCUGCUCGACAAGUGGGACGUGUUCAGGAAGAGGCUGUUUAGAGAGAGCUGCGUUUUUUACAGGGGUAACUACGUCAAGGAUUUGAACAAGCUUGGCAGAGAGCUCGGACAGAUCGUUAUCGUCGACAAUUCUCCGGCUUCCUAUAUAUUCCAUCCAGAUAAUGCUGUACCAGUAGCAUCGUGGUUUGACGACGCCAAUGAUUCGGAGUUGCUCGACCUCAUCCCAUUCUUCGAGAAACUCGCCAACAUGGACAAUGUAUAUACAGUGCUGUGCAAUUCGAACCACCCCUCCUACAAUAAUAGUGUGCCCCACAUCAACGGGCCGACCAAUCACUCGCCGAUCCUUCAAAACAAUCACUCGCCUCCGAAGACGUAGCAAAAGUUGUUCUCUUUGAGUUGGUCCUUGUUAUCACUAUUAUUUAACGCUGUCGAUUUUAUCCAGAGUGGUGGAAAAACUGUGAAGAGUUGGAAUGAUUCACAAAGACGAUCAAAGAAGGGUCUUUGAAGUUGUAAUGUUGCUUUUGAGAGCUUGUCACCACUUGUUUGUUUUUCAAAUUGUGGAACAAAAACUUUGUGAAUGUCUAAGAUGGUGUUCGAUACUCUAAUCGCUUGCUUAUGGAUCAACUUUUCAAUGUUUUUCUCCAUUCCUCAGAUUACCGCUAAUUCGAGCUGUAAUCUUUUUUAUUUUUUAUAAUCGAGUUAUACUUGGAAACGCGAAAUGUAUUAUUUUACAUUGUAACAAUCACUAUUCUUAGGAGAAUAUACAGCUGGUAACGGCUUUCUUGAAAGGACCCUUUAUUCUACGAAGUUUUUACGUACCAACAAACUACUCAUCCUUUGUCGUAAGUUGUAGAACAAUGAGUCUGGCAGUUACUUUUCACCUGUCAUUAACUGUACUGAAACGUUUGUUCUGGAAAGUUUUCGCAGGAAUAAAGAGCCCGAAAGUCUGAGAUUCACCUCAUCACUAGGUUAUUAUCACAUUGUUAACAGGGUAAUUAGGAAGCACUUAGGGUUGAGGGUGUGUACUUGUUUUUAGUAAGCUUAUUUUAUUGUCCUGCAAAUCGGUUACGUCCUAAACCGACUCAUCUUAAAGCUCUUCGUUGUAUGUAUAGGCUUUUGUUCUUUUUCAGCUUGUUGAGGCACAAUUGGGUUUCGAACAAGAAUCCAAUAAAGUUUUACUUUUGAUAUUAAGACACCUAAUUGACAAGUUGAAAUCAAGAGAGAAUAGAAAACACCUGAAGUUCGUUAUUAAUUGCUAAGGUCGACUGAAUUAUUCGCUGCCAAAUACCAAAUUUUCCCACUGAAGUUUAGGAUCAUGUCUGACCAGUAUUCAAAGUACACUAUUAUGAAAUGAAAACUUGUUUAGCUGACCCAAACUACUAGAUUUUAGCACAUGCUUUAUAUGGCUAAGAGAAGCAGCCUUAAAGCAGAGCUUUAGGUACCUUGUUCCUUUAGAAUAAUUUGGAUCAACUUGGUUUUUCAGUAUGGUGAACCAUCAGCUGCUCCUUUAAAUUUUUCUUUCUGCCCUUAGCAAGUAUUUCAUUUCUGGACAUCAUUCAGGAGGACUUUCCUAUACAAACGUUCAACACUGCUAUGAUAUAGUACCACUUGUAUGUAAAGAUAAAGGCCUUUAUGUUGUAAAAAUGCUGGUCAUAUGGUUUUUAUAUGAGUAUUUUCAAGGCGACCCCUUUUUUUGGGAACUAAUGCCAGAUUGAGCGUCUCACGUCGCCUCACUAACAUAUCAAUUCUGAAACAAUUUUGAUAUUCUAUUGAGCGCAUAAGAAUCAAUUUCAAUCGAAAAAGAUAGUCGGUUCAAAUUUUUCUACCUGCGUGAAAUUAGAUUUGUACACAAAUUAGAUGGAAUAGGUACACGGUUUAUUGUUUUUGUUUGAAAUCACCAGUUACUUCGACGGUCAAGGCGGCUGCUUUGGAUUUUAUUGAAUUUGUGAUUUUGACAAUAGAAAUUUGGAAAAAACUGUUUUCGGAGCAGCUUGCUUGGCCUCUGAAGAGUAUUUGAAGUGUGUCAUUUGAACUAUUAAUGUUUCUUGCUGGAAAGAAGUUAACAAAAUAAACUAAUGAAAUUAUGUAUUGUACAUAAAUAUUAUAUUAUAUUAACUAUGUAUAACAUACAGCUGUAAAUACACAGAAUUUAUUUAUACAUA